Molecule: messenger RNA, 4643 nt
Organism: Vanessa atalanta (red admiral)
Lineage: Eukaryota; Metazoa; Arthropoda; Insecta; Lepidoptera; Nymphalidae
Gene: Pp2C1
Product: protein phosphatase 1B
Exons: 5
Coding region: 116-2626 (836 amino acids)
Biological process (GO): protein dephosphorylation
Cellular component (GO): cytosol; nucleus
Molecular function (GO): mitogen-activated protein kinase binding; protein serine/threonine phosphatase activity; cation binding
Source: RefSeq, a predicted model, not a curated record
ACCGUCAGUCGAGCUUCAUUCGCAGGUCGCGUAAUUGCAAAUGCAAAAUGUGGAAAAGUUUGUGUAGUUUUAAAGUAGUAUUAUUUAGUAGUUAAAUUUAUAUUAUGGUGUUAAAAUGCCUGCAUCAAUUGGUGUUAAUUUACGUGUUACUGGCCACUGUAGCCAAGGUGGUAGAAAGUAUAUGGAAGAUUUGUUUUCCGUUGCGUAUCAACAAACGGAAGAUGAGAGGGAUUUGGAGUAUGCUUUUUUCGGAAUAUACGACGGUCAUGGUGGUGGUGAAGCAGCAGCUUUUGCCAAGGAGCAUUUGAUGGAUUCGAUAGUGAAACAACGACAAUUUUGGUCUGAUAAUGAUGAGGAUGUGCUUAAAGCAAUUCGAAAUGGUUACAUGUUGACCCACUUGAACAUGUGGAAAGAAGUAGAGAAAUGGCCCAAAACAGUAACUGGGCUCCCAAGCACAGCAGGAACAACUGCCAGUGUAGCAUUUAUACGUCGUGGAAAAAUAUACAUUGGUCAUGUCGGUGACUCUGCUAUUGUGCUCGGCUACCAAAAAGACGGUUGUGAAGAAUGGGCUGCCAAGCCAUUGACAUCAGACCACAAACCAGAGUCUACAGCAGAAAUAGAACGCAUUCAAAGAUGCGGCGGAAAAGUUAUUUCAAAGGCAGGUGUCCCACGAGUGGUGUGGAAUCGACCUCGUCUGGGACACAAGGGACCAAUCAAAAAGAAUACCCCAAUGGAUGAAAUACCGUUUCUUGCUGUUGCACGUUCUCUUGGUGAUCUUUGGAGUUAUAAUACACAAAAUGAUGAAUUUAUUGUGAGUCCUGAUCCAGAUGUUGGAGUGCUAACCAUAGAUCCCACAAAGUUUAGGUGCCUUAUUUUUGGCACUGAUGGGUUAUGGAAUAUGAUAUCGCCAGAAGGUGCUGUAAGAUUAGUUCAGGCUACAGAAAAACAUAAUGAGGCUGCUCUGGUAGGAGGUGGCAGCAAUCAACCAAGGGACUGGCUGAAUCCAUCUAAAAGCUUAGUGGAUCAUGCUCUUGAAAGGUGGUCCAAUACACGAAUGAGAGCUGAUAAUACAUCUGUAGUAACAUUAAUGUUAGAUCCUCCUGGACCACCAAGAGCUACAGUGCUACUUUCGAGGACUUCAGCGCAAAAGCCACAAUCGUCAUUGCCAUCAACAGUGCCUGUGCCAAAUGUUGGCGUUCCCCCUCUACCUUCAAAAACUGAAGAGCUUAAAUCCGAUGUGGCAGUUGAGAAUGACACACGACAAGUGCCUCAGAAUGGACUAACUAUAAUGACGAGGUACUCUGAUGUGGAUAAAACAGUUCCUGCAGCAGAUGAUUCUGAGCGGACUCCUUUGCCUCCAUGUGCGACACUCGAUGGUCGGUUCUCUGUAGGACAUAGGGAGGAGACUUCACGUGAAGAUGAUGGUAGGGAAGAUACAGAAGCCAUCACUAAUUAUGGAAAUCCAACAGAGUCUUACUUCAUGGCUCGUUUACUUAGUCGAACCCGUGUUAUCAACACACUUUCCGAAGUCUAUGAUGAAAUUGUUCAUGGUCAUUUGCCUAGAGACGAUUCCGAAACACGGGAACCAUCACCGCCCUCUGCAACCGAAUUGCCUGAACUUGGUGGUGGAGACACCGGCAAUUCUCGUAUUACGCCAGCCGUUACAAACGAAACACCCCCUGAAAACGAAGAGGAAGGCGAUGACACCAAUGGCGAUGUCGAUGACGUUAGUAUUCAGAUUAAUGAGGUAUCGUCUAGUUCGCCUACCGAAGGUCCACCAAGAUCCCGAGGUCGUCGAUUCAGAGGUGAAGCAAGGAGAGAUGCUCCUCCAGCUGCGCCAAACGACAGAGUUUUGCGUUCCCACCACGAAAUCGAACCGCCGCAACGUCCUCGAACUCGUCUUACAACAACGCGCUCACGACUUCCACCCGAGCCAGCACCUCUUGAUCGCGUCGUUAUUCUCACCCGACGUGGACCUCCAACGACGCCAUCCGUGGCUCGUGCGGAGCGAACGCAACCAGCUGAAACCCGUCCACCACCACGUCGCCCCGCACCCGAUCCCUUGCCCGGUGAAGGCGGCGGUGGUGGAGAUGAGGUUCGUCGAGCUACCCGCUCGCAGAACGCGAUCGCAGCAGUCGCAGCGAGAGUUCCGCGCGAGACGAGAGGCGGCGCGGGAAACUCGCUGCGCGCCCCGGGGCCGGUGCGGCGGGCCCCGGUGGCGCGGCGGGAGGCGGCGGCACGAGGCCGCUCCAAGGAGAACCUCGGCGUCGCUCGCCGCCGCGUGCGCGCUUGCGCCGCGCCCGCCUCGCCCUCGCCGCCUUCGCGCCCGCCGCCGCGCACUCGUCGCGCAGAUAGCGCGUCCGGGGAGCCCGAGGUGCACUCCACAACCGGCGAGGCGUGCGGAGCGGCCGCGGGGCCCGAGCGAGCUCUCCGUUCGCGUAACGAGGCGGUGGCGCCCCCGCGUGCUGCUUGCAAGCGCACUCGCGCCGAGGAACUGCCGAGUGGCGGUAAGGCAGCGCGCCUGUCGUCGGAACGGUGUGCGCGGGCGAUCGGCAAACGCGCUUCGGGUCCGUGGGCGCCGGCGCUUGCGCUUCGAAAUCGUUUGAGAAGGAGACUCGUUAAGUAGCGUCCUAUCUAGUAUGUUCGGUGUUCGGUUAUGGUUACCUGUGAGUGUGCGGGAUUGCAACGGUGCCUUCAGUACUGCCAAAGUACUUUGACUUUUAUAAUAUAAAAUGUCGAGGCCGGCGGUCUCGAUCGCCGGUUGCGAGACUCAGAGAGAUCCAAAGAUGACUGUGUCGUAUACGGUUAGAUUUCUGUUGUUAUUUUUUUAUUUUAUUGCUAGACCCAUUUCAGAUAUAGUGCUACAGAGACAUGAAUUCGUCAUUCUUUCGCUUUUACUGUUCAUGGUUAAUAUACUUUUUUAUUGUUUAUAGGGGGGUGAGAUAAAACACGAAUGUAAGUCAAGUGUGACUGUAAUCAAUAGUACAAAAAGUAAAUUGCUUAGUUAACUAGUAAAAUGAAAGUGUGGACCAGACGGACGAAAUAAGCCCAAAUAAAUAUUUAUUAUGUCUAUAUUUAUAGCACCUGUGUUGCAUUUAAUUGUAAGCAAAUAUGAAAAUUUGAUUUUCAUAAAGAUCAUGUCAAAUCAGAGGCUACAUAGAAACAUUCAGCUUAAUAUUGUUAUUGACAAGUGCGUAAAUUAUCACAGAAAUUAUUAUUAUUGAAUAAAUUUAUUAAGUAAAGUAUAAUUAAUACUAUUUAAAAAUCAUUGAUAUACCAAGAGUGCUUUCUCAAAAAUAUUGUAAGUAAAAUUAGUAAUAUAGAAAAUAUAUAUUGAUAUAUGCAGAAUAUUUUUUGUACAGUUGACACCAAAUCCAAAUUGUAAAUUAUUCAUAAAAAGAUAUUUUUUCUAUGCAAUUGUAAUAUUAAGAAACAGAAGUUAUUCUUUUAAGAAAGGAAUUAUUUAUGUACUUCCUAAUAGAAGCUUUAUUAAGUUUGUUAGUUCCGUACUGACUUUUACAUGAAUUGAAAAUUACAUUGAAUUUAAGUUUCAUUUUUGAUUUAGUUUUCUUCAAAAAUAUUGACAUUUGUCUUGUGUUUUGCUACAGUAAUAGUAAGUCUUGGUGCUUUAUAUAACUCUUAUAAAUUUUAGAACAUCUUUCUCUGUUAUUUUAUCUGUGACAUUACCAUCUUUAUUCUAGAUUUUAUCAAAUAAUAUAUUGUGAUCACGGAACCAUUGAUUUUAUAAUGAAGACCAAAAACGGUCUUGUGUACUGCAAUCUUGUUGAGUAAUUAAUUUUAAUAUAAUGAAAAAAUGUUAUUGAACAUUGUAUCAUUAUGUACUAGUGAGAAUGAAUAUAUCUCGCUAAAACGAUAGCAUGAAGUCCAAGCCUGUACAUACGAAAUGUACCUAUAUAGGGAAGUAAAUAAUAUGUAAUGUAAUGUGCCUCAUUUGUUACCGAUAAAACGAGAAAAAACAUAGGUAAAAGUGUUCUUUGAUAAAAUGAGAUAUUAUGUAUUUUUUAUUGAGAAUAAAUUUUAUGAAGUGUAAUUAGCUGUAAAAGAUGAUAUAAUAUAAUUUGUUAAGAUAUGCAUUAAGGUUUUUAGUAAAUUACAUAUUUAACACUCAAAGAAGUAUGGGAGUCAAUUGUUCGAGACGAGUGUUGCACGAGGCAACCUCUAUAUAGUGGGUAUUGAUUUUUUACUUUUAUUAACAAUUUAUAAAAUAUGUUAUAUUGGGAAAGUUUUUAUUGUAGCAAAAUUAAUAUAUAUAUUUUACUUAACAUAUCAUACCCUUUGUGUAAAUUAUAACACUGUGUUCAGUAACUAAAGUCUAAUUGAAAGAAAUGUGUAUUUGAUAUAUCUAAGAUUCCCAUACAUAUAGUUAAUGAUUGAAUGUGUUUGUUUCUUCAGCUAAAGAUUUACACUUAAUUGGAUGUUAAGUUUAUAGUUUUCAACAGAACGCUAGCAUUUGUACUUGUUGAGGGUAAGUUGGCCUUGUUAUGAGAAAUUGUAAGUAGACGGCUAACAAUGGAGAUGGGUAAAGCUGAAACAAAUUUAUUAUUAUACAUAUUAAUACCUAUUGAAGUAAAGAAUUAUUGUAGACUUUAUUUUUUGAUUUAAAUAAAGUUUGUAUGAAAUAA